Purpureocillium takamizusanense is the source of this 944-nucleotide messenger RNA. Its product is annotated as GAL4 enhancer protein. Gene Ontology annotation, cellular component: nascent polypeptide-associated complex; cytoplasm. The coding region runs from base 200 to 811 and encodes 203 amino acids. The transcript is spliced from 3 exons. The record is from RefSeq and is a predicted model, not a curated record. NCBI's taxonomy places the organism in Eukaryota, Fungi, Ascomycota, Sordariomycetes, Hypocreales, Ophiocordycipitaceae. Gene Ontology annotation, biological process: protein targeting to membrane.
GACGACCAUCACUAACGCAGCUCAGAACCAAGGAAACCGGGCUCAACAAAUCAGUAAGUACCCAAUUGCUGCAGCAAUCCGCCGUGGGAUUUGACAACGCAUCGUACGCGAGAACGCUACCCGGUCGAAUUUUUUCACCCCCGAAAAAGUGGUGGGACAUCGAGGCUAACGGCGGCAACCCCCCAACGCAGCAUUCAAAAUGGCCAACCCCAGAGUCGAGGAGCUCCCGGACGACGAGACCCAGCGCCCUACCGUCGAGGAGCAGGAGGACAGCAGCGAUGAGUCCGAUGCUGAGGAGGCCGAGGGCAACCUGCCCGCUGGCUCGACCGCUGUAGUCCACUCCCGCAACGAGAAGAAGGCUCGCAAGGCCAUCGAGAAGCUGCACCUCACCCGCGUGCCCGGCAUCACCCGCGUGACGCUCCGCCGCCCCAAGAACAUCCUCUUCGUCAUCAACAACCCCGAGGUCUACAAGUCUCCCAACAGCAACACUUACAUUGUGUUCGGUGAGGCCAAGAUCGAGGACGUCAACGCCACUGCCCAGCAGGCUGCCGCUCAGCAGCUCGCCGCCGCCGGUGCCGAGGGUGACCACGCCGGCCACAACCACGGCGAGUCCAGCAAGGCCGUCGAGGGUGCCGAGACCAAGAAGGAGGAGGAGGAGGACGAUGGCGAGGAGGUGGACGCCGAGGGCCUCGAGGACAAGGACAUUGAGCUGGUCAUGACCCAAGCCAACGUCAGCCGCAAAAAGGCUAUCAAGGCGCUGAAGGAGAACGACAACGACAUUGUCAACUCUAUCAUGGCUUUGAGUAUUUAAGCACUGCGCGGCGCCGCGGCUGGGACGUUGUUUUCAAGGAGGCUCAUGCAGCAUGGGCGGCUUUGUAUUUUUCGGCAAGAGCCUCUGGCCUUGCAGGACCAUCUUCCUGAAGCAAAUAAAGGGAUAAAUGGCG